GCUUCUCAGAAGGUCAUCAACGCUGCCAAGAAGGCGGACCAGGAGGCGCGGAACAAGAAGCCCUCGCAGAGGGCAGGAGGCACAGGGCUCGUGCGGAAGCCUGCCCCGUGGUCCAAGGAGAGCGGCCUCACGGAGAAGAAGAUCCGCGAGCUGGUGCAGCAGUGCAUCUCCCAGCACGCGGGCAGCACCAAGGGGCCCCCAUCGCCUACGGCACCAGCGUCAUCAGGAGCGGGCGCCGGUUGCAAGGAGCAGGCGCAGCACGUGCAGGGCAACAUCCAGCAGCGCACGGAGCUCCAGGCGAAGAUCAACUUCCACGAGAAGAGCCUCAAGGAGUGCAAGAUCGUGGAGGAAGAGGGCGGCCCAAUUCACCUCCUGCACCAGCGGGCCCUCGACGUCCUUCGGCAGCAGGCGCGUGAAUUGCGCCCCCCAGGCGCUGCUUACAAGGCCUCGUCCCAGAAGCUCGCGCGGUGCAUGCAGCAGCUGGACCGCUUCACGAGCGACCUGCAGGGCCUGGAGGCGCAGCUGGAGGCUACCCAGCGCAAGAUCCAGGAUAAGCAGGAGGCCAUUGCGGCUAAACAGGCUGAGGUGGAGGUCCUGCGAAAGGAGAAUGCGAAGCACGAGCAAACCAUGCAGGCUGCACGUGGUGAGAAGCCCCACCCAGUCAUCAAGGAGGAAGACCUGGUUGGCUUCGACCUCGCCGAGCAGCUCGACGACGAUGGCGCGAAGGAGGCCCUCGAGCAGUUCAAGGCGAGCCCCCACUUCGGCAAGAUCCAGGCGGCCCUCCGCAAGCAGGCGGCGGAGAAGCUGGCUACGGUCAUGGCUGAGGAUGACGUCGGCGCCCUCUGGCAGCAGCUCCUCAGCAGCGGACAGCAGCCUACGGACUGGACCAAGGAGAAGCUGGACGACGCCUUCACGCAGGUCCAGCACAGCAAGCACCGCAGCGGGCUACUGGCUGCCAGCGCGGGCGCCAAGCAGCUACACGUACCAGCAGCGGUCACCAUCACGCACACCUUCGAGACCUUCAACGCCAACCAGGGAAAGCUAACCCUCCAGAAGCGGCUGAGAAGGUCAACAGCAAUGGUCAUCAUGGCUCAGGAAAUAGGAUACGGCAUCGAUGACUGCGAGAGCCUCUCUUCUUGGGCAACGGCGCGCGGCUGGCAAAGCCUCAUCGUGCCAGGGCUGCCCUCACGAGGGUACCUCCCCUCCGCAGGCCUGGCAGUCUUCGCCAGGGAGGGGAUCGGGCUGCGCGGGCCCACUUACCCUGGCGAGGCCCCGCCCAGACGUGCAGGCAGCGUCAACGAGACCAUUGCGCACGGCACCGAGCUCGUCCGUGGCAGGGCUCAACACGUCGUCGUGGAGCUGCCGAACUGGCCGCCGCUCAACGUCGUCAACGUGUACCUCCACACAGGGGAGGGCAUGAGCAGCCGCAACGCAAGUAUACUCAUGACGGUGGGGCUCGCGCUUGCGGGCCAGGCGCACCCUGGCAUCAUCGGCGGUGACUGGAACAUGGACGUGCAGGUUGUCAAGAACUCCGGCUUCCCCGUGCACGCGCAGCUGGAGAUGAUCACCCCGAGGCACGCGACCUGCAGGACAGCGGCGUCGGUGUCAACCAUCGACUACUUCGGGCUGACCACGGGAGCCAUGCGCAUGCUAGCUGCAUGCAACGCAGACUUGACCUGGUCGGUAAAGCCGCAUCGACCAGUUCAGCUUCAACUGGCAGCGGAGGGCACCAAGCUCAGGUACCUCACCUACGUAGGCGGUGCGAAGAUACCAGCGCAGAUUGUGCACGGACCUUUCCUCGAGGAGAGCAGCUGGUCCCUGGAGCGCAGCUUCGCUGAGCAGGCGCUGAGCAUGGCCAAGGAGGCGCCUGCUGCAGUCGCCUGGCGUUUCCUCUCGAAGGCUUGGGGCAGAUGGGCGACCAGGGCAGCCUCGAGGCUCGGGCACCUCGCUGGUACGGAGACGCGGGCCAGCGCCUACGCGCGUCCGCUCCAAGCCAAGUGGGUCGAGCGUGAGCACCAGGUCCUCACGGAGGAUGAGGUACAGGCGGUCGCGGAUGGAUGGAAGUGGCUGCAGGACUGCCUGGCGGGCCUCAUCACCGCAAAGGCGAACGCCAGGACACCCGAGGGCCGACAGUUUCUCGACAACGAGCUGCAAGGCUUCCUCAGUGUAGACUACUGUGGGCAGAACCUAAGCGCGAGGCUCGACGCAUCAGUUCGGCAUGCUCGGCAGAUUGCGCAGAGGAGUUUCAGCAGUGAGGACAUCAUGACCUUCUCGGAGGAGAUCGACGAGGAUGUUAACUUUGCCAUGCAGCUAGCGAACAAGGAAUCUUCGAGGCGCUGGAGAGAAUGGUGUGACGGGGCCUGUGCGGGCGGAGCGGGGAAGCUCCACAAGGUCACUCGCGUGCGAGCAAUUCAGGCCCCCACCACGGUUAACGACUCGGAGAACGGCAUCACAGGGCACCCGCACUUUGUAGUCAAGGAUAUGGAGGAUACGCACGCAGCGCUGUGGAAGGCGGUCAAGGAGAGUGUCAUCCUGCAGGCGGUCGAGGCGGGCAAUGCCUUUUUCAAUGUGGCUAAGAAGCUCGGCGCCCGUAUUAAUGAUAAGCUUGCUGUGGUGGCCAGCUCAAAUGAUAUUGGGAAGGAAGUGGUGCGGCAGCUGCAACUUCCUACUGACAUGAAUCGCAGUCGGGCGACCUACCUGGGCACUGACUUCGCGGGAGCACGGAGGAGGCGAGGGAAGCUCCUCCGCGCCAAGCAGCAGGCACGCCACAAGAUCUACAAGCAGAGGCUGCGCAAGCUGGGGCGAUUCAGACAUCGACUACCAGGACAGCAGACGCAGCGCACGGCCAAGAUAUUCCGAGCUGGAGCUCGACCUGCGGCCACCUUCGGCGUGGAGAUCACGGGCCUCGCCGACAGGGAGCUCCACAAGCUGCGAUCAGACUUCGACAAGUUCCGCAAACCCUGUCAUGGGGGUGUCUCGGCCUCGGCCAAGGUGGUGCUACUGGGCGACCCCACAGUGGCGAUUGCGAUGGCGCCAGUGCUGCAGUGGCUGGACGGCAACCUCGGCACUGAGCGAGACCUAGCGGGCAAGAUUGGCCUUGGUGAGGGCAAGCGUGCCACUUUCGACAUCCUAGCCCCCCUGGUCUCCAUGCGCAGCAAACGGUACACGGCGCACCAGAAGUUCUGCAUCAUGAAUGUAGCGUGCAGUGGAGUCUGGACAAGGGAUGACGAUGCUAGUAUGGAGGUCGCUACUGACGGAUCGUGCACCAAGCCGCCCAUCAAGGAAUUCCAGCGAGCAGGAUGGAGCCUCGCCCUGCUGGACCCCCGCUCAGACAUGCCGCUGGCGACCAUGCACGGAGCAGUACCCGCAUCCUUACCCCAAGAGUCUGCCGUCGGAGAGCAUCUAGCGGCAGCCUUCGUGUCUCAGGUUGCAGACCGGCCCUGCACCGUCCACGCCGACUUCAAGGGCGUCAUCCAUCUGGGCAACAAGCAGAAAGAGCUGCAGCUGAAGGCCAGGACCCCCUAUGCGUGCAUCGCCCACUUCGCGCAGUCGCUCGACGGCUUCGCGCACGUGCAGCAGUACGCCCACGUCAAAGCGCACCGCUCUGGGGACGAGUACGCAGCGCUCUCCGACAGCCAGAGGAGGAUAACGGACGCGAACAUUGUAGCGGACCGCAGGGCCAAGGAGGCAGCGGCGAUCCACCCCGCCCCCGAGCUGCACGUAGUCGAGGAGAUGCAGAAGGGCGUAGACAGAAUUUCCCAGUUAGCGAAGCUGAUCGCCCACGUCAUGCCCAUCUUCGACAAGGACGACCAAAUCAGGUGGACCAGGAGGGCACCGACCUGGCGGCGAGCAGCGAGCACAAGGAAGACAACAUGGCACCAAUGGCAAGAUGGCGAGCUGGGCGUGCAAUGCAUCACCUGCUUACAGUUGCACAUGCCUGGGCAACCGCCCCCCCUCACGGGGUGCCCUGGGACGCCCACUUUCCUGCUGGACCAUCGGCGCAACCCCAAUGGCCACAAGCUGGUCGCGGUCAACCAGAAGGGCACCUUGGAGAGCGACGGGCAGGACACCUACAGGCCAGUGUUCAUCUGUGUCAAGUGUGGGGCUUGGGCGCUGCAGCGGCGCAAGGUCCUCCACAACCUGAGGCGUGGCUUCGGUCCCUUCAAGAAGCUGAAGAAGUUCAUCGACAGCACCACCCCUCUUCGACGGCUGGAGACGACAAGCGAGGUUCACACCACUUUCACGAAGGUUGACAUCCUCAGUGGCACGGACGGGGCAGUGCCUGAGGAGAUUUCCAGCAGGCGGCAGUUCGCGGAGCUCGAAGGGAUAGGCGUGCUGGGGCACGACUCAGGGGAGCCCAAGGAGCUGCUGCUGCUGGGAAGCCCAACCACGCAGUGCGUCAUCUCCUCGGCCGCGGCGGACAGCGUGGAGCACGUCACGGAGUAUGCCGCUGCUGGGGCUGCUGGCGCGGGGGCGCUGCGCGGCUCGGCGGCGGCUUUCGACGGCUCGGGCGCGCUGGGCGCACAGUACGUGGGCGCGCUGGGCGACGACGAGCACGACACUCAGGAGGUAGCAGCCUCGGAGGCGCUCGGCCUGGAGAAGGACUCCUUCGACGGCUCAGCCGCGCUGGACGUCGCGGUCGAGGGCGCGCUGGGCGACGACGAGCACGACGCCGAGGCUGCAGCUGCUGCGGAGGCGCUCGGCCUAGCGAUGGGCCUCGGCAGAUCGGGCACGCUGGACGACGGCCUCCUGGGCGCGCUGGGCUUCGGCGCUGAGGCGGCUGAUGCUGGAGAGGCGGGCAGAUCGCUGGCGGUCGUCGACGGCUCGGACGCGCUGGGCGUCGACACCAAGGGCGCGCUGGGCGACGCGGAGCACGACGCGGAGGCUGCAGCUGCGGGGGCGGCGAACUGCCUUUCGGCGGGCGCCGACGGCUCGGACGCGCUGGACGUCGACCCCGUGGGCGCGCUGGACGACACCGCGCACGACGCCGAGGAGGCUGCUGCGGGGGUGGCGAGCGGCUCGGCCGCGGCCGGUGGCGUGUCGGGCGCGCGGGACGGCCACGCCGCGACGGCACUGGGCCCGCUGGGCUUCGCCGAGCGCGUCGCCCGCCUCCUGGCGGCGGCUGGCGCGCGUGGGCAGCAGGCCCCUGGCGCAGCCGCACCCAGCCUGGACGAGCGCGACGGCGCCAUUGCCUCGGCCGAGCUCGAGGGCAGCGGGCGCGGCGCCGAGGCAGCAGCAGCGGGGGCGGGCCCUGGGAUCCUCGGGCCGCGCCGAGCGUACGAGGGCAAGGACGUGGGCAAGGUGGCGGCCUCGGCGGCCGCGUGGCCGCGCUGGACGGCGGCCGCCCACGGCGUCGAAGCUGCCGCUGCUGCUGCGUCGCCGCGGGCGGAGCGGGCCAGUGCCGACUCCGAGGAGUCGAGGGACGGCGCGGUGGCCAGGGCUGCGGCUUUCAAGCAGCUCGUCGCGCUGGCGCAGAGGUCGUGA
Messenger RNA from Prorocentrum cordatum, 5484 nucleotides. The record is from the annotation of a GenBank genome assembly. NCBI's taxonomy places the organism in Eukaryota, Dinophyceae, Prorocentrales, Prorocentraceae.